Zymoseptoria tritici IPO323 is the source of this 1509-nucleotide messenger RNA. RefSeq names its product putative P450 monooxygenase (gene CYP-8). The record is from RefSeq and is a predicted model, not a curated record. The transcript has 6 exons. NCBI's taxonomy places the organism in Eukaryota, Fungi, Ascomycota, Dothideomycetes, Mycosphaerellales, Mycosphaerellaceae. The coding region runs from base 1 to 1509 and encodes 502 amino acids. Gene Ontology annotation, molecular function: oxidoreductase activity, acting on paired donors, with incorporation or reduction of molecular oxygen; heme binding; iron ion binding.
AUGAUCCCGACUUCUCCAUCCACUUUUGCAAUCUACCUCAUCCCACUCUCGUUGGGCUUGUGGGCAAUCACUGCUCUCACACGCAACCUUUAUCGCUCUUUCUGUGGUCCUCUUUCCGACAUACCCGGGCCCAAAUGGCGGAAAUUCACCAACCUUCCGCACCUCUAUUCGAUGUGGAUGGGCCGGGAAGCAACAGACGUGGCCAAGCUUCACCAGAAGUACGGCGAUACCGUGAGGCUCGCUCCAGACCUCAUCGCCUUUCUCGGUGAAGGUGAUCUCUGGAAAGACAUCUACGCUUCCAAGGCCAAUGGAGUGUGCAAAUUCCGGAAAGAUCGCCUCUACUACGAUGUGCCCGUCAACAAUAUUCCCGGACCGGUAUCUGCGCAAUGCGAAGCAGCCGGUAGAAUGAGGAAGACCAUGGCUCCUGCGUGGAGUGAUCAAGGUCUGAGGCAGCACGAGACCAGAUUCAAGGGCUGGUGCAAGGCGCUGGAAUAUCGACUCGGCAUCCAGGCAAGCCAGGACAUGCCGACUGAUAUGGUCAAAAUGUUCAACUGCAAAGGCACAACCUUCGACAUCAUGAGUGACAUGCUCCUCUCCGAACCCCUUCACAUGCUCGAAAAGGGAGAGUAUGCUCCUUUGGUGUCUCUGGUAUUCUGGCUCCUGAAGUACGUUACUCGCCUGAAGACGUUCCGAUACUUCAGCCGCACGUACGGACCCAAGUUGCGUGGACUCAUUAUGAAGAUUCCGGCUAUCGGUCGUAUCGCCAGAGAGCACCACCACUCUGUCACAGAUCGUGUGGACGAGCGUAUGGCGAAGGAGCCAGAGCAGCCGGACAUUUGGUCGCUCGUGACUGCCAACACAUCCACGGCGUCUUUGAUCAGCACACAAGAGCGAUAUUCGAUCGCCAAUGAGCUGAUGAUGGCCGGAACGGAGACCACGGCUACCACAUUGAGCGGCAUCAUGUACAACCUUCUUCAGAACCCUCAAUGGAUGUCCACGCUUUGCGAGCAUCUCCGCUCUCAAUUCGCAGACAUCGAAAGUCUGAACAUGGCCGCACUUCAAGGCGAUAAGCUCCUCAAUGCAGUCAUCAAAGAGGGCCUUCGAAUGUAUCCUCCUAUCCCAGUUGGAUUCCCUCGCGAAGUUCCAGACGAGGGCUGCACCAUCAAAGGACAUUUCUUCCCACCGGGAAACAGACUGGCCAUAUACAACUAUGCCACCUACAGCAGCGAGAAGCGUUUUCGAGAACCGAGGGUAUUCCAUCCGGAGCGCUGGAUGGGUGACGAGAAGUUCAAGGAUGAUCGUGUUGAUUCCUUCGAGCCUUUCAGUGUCGGUUUGAGAGCAUGCUCUGCGCAGAACUUUGCAUGGCAUGAGAUGCGCCUCAUUCUGGCCACCGUGCUCCUCAACUUCGAAUUCGAAUUGAGGCCAGAGUCGACAAAUUGGGCCGAGCAGAAGACGUACAUCGUGUGGGAGAAAGUUCCGCUUCAGGUGAACGUGAGGAAGCGGGUGUGA